UUUCUUCAAUUAAAAAAGAAAGUGAAAGUGUGUUAGAAUGCAACUAUUUUUGAACAGUGUGAGAGAUGACUGAUAAGUGAGCAUUUUUGGCAAAACUGUAAAACAACCGGAAAUCGGGAAAAAAUGUGGGAAUCCGUCUUGGUUUUACAAUUUCCUGCGCCUUCAUACACUGCUUCUCUAAAUUUCAAAUUUCAAAUUCGAAAACCCACAAAGUGUAUAAUAAUGAGGCCAUGGAUGAAGAAUUGCACCUCAAUUCGAUGUGCCAAUCGAUGGUCACUUAAUGGCAGGAAUGCCCUUGUCACUGGUGGUACUAGAGGCAUUGGGCAUGCCAUAGUAGAGGAAUUGUGUGGACUAGGAGCCACUGUGCAUACGUGUGCCCGGAAUGAAGAUGAGCUUGGAACAUGUUUGAGGAGCUGGAAAGAUGAGGGCUUUGCAGUGUCUGGUUCCUUGUGUGAUGUGUCUUCUCAAGUUGAUCGCCAGAAGUUAAUGGAGGUUGUUUCGUCUACAUUCAAUGGGAAGCUCGAUAUUCUUAUAAACAACGUGGGGACCAAUAUUCGCAAAGCUAUGGUGGAUUUUACAGCUGAAGAGUUUUCCACCCUCAUGGCAACAAAUUUUGAAUCUGUUUUCCAUCUGUGUCAGCUGGCCUAUCCCCUUCUGAAAGCAUCUGGGGCUGGAAGUGUUGUGUUCACUUCUUCUGUCUCAGGUUUUGUCUCAUUAAAAUCAAUGUCUGUACAAGGAGCAACAAAAGGAGCAAUUAAUCAACUUACAAAAUAUUUGGCAUGCGAGUGGGCUAAAGACAACAUCAGGAGUAAUGCUGUUGCACCUUGGUACAUCAAAACAUCCAUGGUGGAGCAAGUGCUGAAUGACAAAGAUUAUUUACAAGAAGUAUAUGACCGCACUCCACUUGGGCGCCUGGGAGAACCAUCCGAGGUUUCAUCUCUUGUGGGAUUCCUUUGUUUGCCUGCAUCUUCCUACAUCACUGGUCAGAUAAUCUGUGUUGAUGGUGGAAUGUCUGUAAAUGGCUUCUACCCUCACCAUGGCUAGAGGAAUAACUGCCGCGUAGAGUAAUGCUACAAUUUUGCAGAAGAAAAGUUUGUUGUGUGUGCCUUUCAAAUGCUUCUUAGUGGAGAAGUUGCUUCUUAGCAGGUUUAUCAUUUUGUUGGAAUUCUUGAUCAAUUUUCACCUGACUUUGAAGACUUUAAACAAUUGCCAAGUCCUGGUUGAUGAUCAAGUGCAUCAGUGUUAGCUCA
Molecule: messenger RNA, 1250 nt
Organism: Solanum dulcamara
Lineage: Eukaryota; Viridiplantae; Streptophyta; Magnoliopsida; Solanales; Solanaceae
Product: tropinone reductase homolog At2g29260, chloroplastic-like
Exons: 5
Coding region: 124-1044 (306 amino acids)
Molecular function (GO): oxidoreductase activity
Source: RefSeq, a predicted model, not a curated record